GGUUUAUUCAUCAAUAAUAGUCAUGGAAUUGAUUUCCUUCAUGGUAUCAGAGCAGGUUCAGAUCCUCUUUUCUGACCUAAUUUCCUUUUCCUCCUAUCCUUUUUCAUACUAUUUUUCCUUUCCUCUUCCUUAUACACCAGCUGCCGCCACCUAAGCACUAUCUUGUGCAACCGCCGCCGCUGCCCAAGCACCGCGCCUCCCAUCGCGCCGCCGGCCACUCCACAGCCACCGCGUCCUUCCCAUAGCGCCGUCGCUGCCUUCCGCGUGCUGAAUCAGAGCCGCGCGCGUUCGUGCCUCACGAAACCACGCCCGCGCCUCCUCCCUCGACCGCAGCUCCUCCGGCCGCUGCCCACAGCCGCCGCCUGCCGCGCCGACGUCCGAUCUCCCCCCAUCCUCGCCGAUCGACGCUCGUGCUGAAGCUUUGCUGCACUCCUACCCGUGUCUGGCUCCACAAACCCAGACCCGACCCGUUUUCAAUUUUAGCCCAGAACCGGUCCAGCCCACCCAGGCCUGUACGGUUCGCCAGUGAACCCGUCAACGGUUCAACCGAACCGGUUCACCACAACAACAAAAAAAAAAAAAAAAAGAAACCCAGAUUUAAUUUUCUCUUUAUUGCAGGUUUUAUGGCUGAAUCCGCUUCUACCACUGGUUCUCCAACCGGUGACACAACUAUGGUUCCCACGCCCACGGAGCCGUCCUCCUCCUUUGCCAAGUCGGAUUUUCAUCCGGCUCUUGCUGUCACCAAUAUCAAAAACAACAUUCCUUUCAAACUUGAACUCGACAAGGAUCAUUAUGCUAUGUGGGCUGAAUUGUUUGAAACUCAUGCUCACACCACUCAGGUGCUCCACCACAUCAUUCCUCAAGCUGGCUUGGAGCCUCCUGCGCGCACCGAUGCUUCCUAUGCCCGGUGGGCCACUCUUGACUCUACCGUCAAACAGUGGAUUUAUUCCACCAUCUCCUUUGAUCUUCUCGCCACUGUUAUGGAGAAAGGUUCUACUGCUAUGGCUACUUGGAACCGUAUAGCUUCUAUGUUUGAGGACAAUCAGAACUCUCGUGCCGUCGCUCUCGACCAGGAUUUCAUCUCCACUCGCAUGGAGGAUUUUCCUAAUGUUUCGGCCCAUUGUCAGUGUCUGAAACAUAUCUCUAAUCAGUUGCGGAAUGUUGGUGCCCCAGUCAGUGACCAUCGUCUUGUUCUUCAGUUGGUCUCUGGUCUCACUGAGCCCUUUCGUGGUGUUGCCACCCUGAUUCGUCAGAGCGAGCCUUUGCCACCUUUUCUCAAGGUCCGCUCCAUGUUGAUUCUAGAGGAAUCUGGUCUCGCCAGGAUGUCCGGUCCGGCCUCUCAGACUGCUUUGCACACCUCUGCUUCCCGUCCACAGGCCUCCGUUGACUCCUCUAAGCAGCGCCCCACCUACCGCAACGAUCAGGGCCACUCCAACCAUCGUUAUGGGUCCGGGCACAAUCGCAAUUAUCAGGAUGGUUCUGGUAAACCCAAGAAGAAAGGUGGCUCCCGUUAUCCUGGAUCAUCUGGCUCCUCUGGUUCCUCUGCUGCAUCUCCUCCAUCCUGGCGCCCACCACCGCAGGCAUCCUGGAAUCCCUGGGGUUGGGCUCCUCCCCCUGGUUGGGCUUCUUCCCCUUGGGUCAUGCCUCCUUGUCCUUACCCCACAUCUCAGUGGUCGCGUCCCAUGAUUGCUCCGCAACAACCCGGCGUUUUAGGUCCGCGUCCUCAGGCCUACACCGCUACUGCUUCUCCAGCACCCACUGAUAUCGCUGCUGCCAUGCACACCAUGUCCUUGACUCCUCCAGACACCACGUGGUACAUGGACACCGGCGCCUCGUCCCAUACUGCGGCAUCUCAAGACGGGGAUGCCUCUCCUGAGAUGUAACAGCCUCGGCGACCUCUACCCAGUCACUCGUUCCUCUCCCUUUGCUGGUCUUGCUUAUA
Lotus japonicus is the source of this 1942-nucleotide messenger RNA. RefSeq lists its product as uncharacterized. The record is from RefSeq and is a predicted model, not a curated record. Bases 624 to 1883 code for a protein of 419 amino acids. The transcript has 2 exons. Lineage: Eukaryota; Viridiplantae; Streptophyta; Magnoliopsida; Fabales; Fabaceae.